This is a messenger RNA of Miscanthus lutarioriparius, 1572 nucleotides long. The record is from the annotation of a GenBank genome assembly. Lineage: Eukaryota; Viridiplantae; Streptophyta; Magnoliopsida; Poales; Poaceae.
AUGCGCGCGACGACCCCAGCCCUCUCGCUCCUGGUGGCGCCGCGGCUCCCCUCGCUCGCCGCGCCGGCGGCUGGAGGCCGCCUCCGCGUGGGCCGUCGUCCUCGGAACCGCCUACGCGUGGCUGCACCGACGUCCGUCCCAGGGGAGGCGGCGGAGCAGUCGGAGCAGGCGGAGCCGAGCACGUCGGCGCCCGAGUCCGGCGAGAAGUUCUCGUGGAGGGACCACUGGUACCCGGUCUCCCUCGUCGAGGACCUCGACCCCAGCCGCCCCACUCCGUUCCAGCUCCUCAACCGCGACCUCGUCAUCUGGAAGGAACCCAAGUCCGGCGAGUGGGUCGCGCUCGACGACCGCUGCCCCCACCGCCUUGCCCCGCUCUCGGAGGGCAGGAUCGAUGAGACGGGGUGCUUGCAGUGCUCGUAUCACGGCUGGUCAUUCGACGGCUCCGGCGCCUGCACCAGGAUCCCCCAGGCCAUGCCCGAGGGUCUUGAGGCCCGGGCGGUGCGUUCGCCGAAGGCGUGCGCGAUCAAGUUCCCCACCCUCGUCUCCCAGGGGUUGCUGUUCGUGUGGCCCGAUGAGAAUGGGUGGGAGAAAGCGGCUGCCACCAAGCCUCCAAUGUUGCCGAAAGAGUUUGACGACCCGGCCUUCUCCACGGUGACAAUCCAGAGGGACUUGUUCUAUGGUUAUGAUACGUUGAUGGAGAACGUCUCUGAUCCGUCCCAUAUAGAAUUUGCUCACCACAAGGUUACUGGACGAAGAGAUAGAGCCAAACCUUUGACAUUCAAGAUGGAGUCAAGUGGUGCCUGGGGUUACUCAGGGGCAAAUUCUGGUAAUCCUCGCAUUACUGCAACUUUUGAGGCCCCUUGCUAUGCAUUAAACAAAAUAGAGAUAGACACAAAGUUACCCAUUUUUGGAGACCAGAAAUGGGUCAUAUGGAUUUGCUCUUUCAACAUUCCAAUGGCCCCAGGGAAGACUCGUUCUAUUGUCUGUAGCGCUCGAAACUUUUUCCAGUUUACAAUGCCAGGAAAAGCAUGGUGGCAGCUUGUCCCUCGAUGGUAUGAACAUUGGACUUCAAAUUUGGUCUAUGAUGGUGAUAUGAUUGUUCUUCAAGGCCAGGAAAAGAUUUUCCUAGCUGCAACCAAGGAGUCUUCUACAGAUGUUAAUCAGCAGUACACAAAGAUCACAUUCACACCCACACAGGCUGAUCGAUUUGUUUUAGCAUUCCGGGCAUGGCUAAGGAAAUUUGGCAAUAGCCAGCCUGAGUGGUUUGGAAAUCCUAGCCAGGAAGCAUUGCCUUCCACCGUCCUUUCAAAGCGUGAGAUGCUAGACAGAUACGAGCAACACACAUUGAAAUGCUCGUCUUGCAAAGGAGCAUAUCAUGCAUUCCAGACUCUGCAGAAGGUAUUCAUGGGAGCGACAGUAGUGGGCUGUGCUACCGCUGGGAUUCCUGCAGAUGUUCAGCUCAGACUAUUGAUCGGUGCAGCUGCUUUGAUUAGUGCCGCUGUAGCAUAUGCAUUCCAUGAGCUCCAGAAGAAUUUUGUAUUCGUAGAUUACGUGCAUGCUGACAUUGAUUGA